Molecule: messenger RNA, 72 nt
Organism: Debaryomyces tyrocola
Lineage: Eukaryota; Fungi; Ascomycota; Pichiomycetes; Serinales; Debaryomycetaceae
Source: the annotation of a GenBank genome assembly
AUGUGUGGUUGUUACUUACUGCUCCUCGUUUUGUCCUAUGGAAUGGGUCUGGAUUUGCCGCACUUUGUGUAA